UGUCCAUCAGUGCCAGCUGUCAGUGCUGAACAGUGCCACGUGCCAGUGCCCAUCAGUGCCACCAAUCAGUGCCAGUCAGUGCCACCUAUCAAUGCCACCUAUCAGUGCUGCCAAUCGGUGCCACCUAUCAGUGCUGCCAAUCAGUGCUACCUAUCAGUGCCAGUCAGUGCUGCCUAUCAGUACCCGUCAGUGCCGCCUAUCAGUGCCAGUCAGUGCCGCCUAACAGUGCCAGUCAGUGCCACCUAUCAGUGCCAGUCAGUG
Messenger RNA from Staurois parvus, 261 nucleotides. The record is from the annotation of a GenBank genome assembly. Lineage: Eukaryota; Metazoa; Chordata; Amphibia; Anura; Ranidae.